Messenger RNA from Gracilinanus agilis (Agile Gracile Mouse Opossum), 1116 nucleotides. It is a transcript of the gene RACK1, whose product is annotated as receptor for activated C kinase 1. The transcript has 8 exons. NCBI's taxonomy places the organism in Eukaryota, Metazoa, Chordata, Mammalia, Didelphimorphia, Didelphidae. The coding region runs from base 103 to 1056 and encodes 317 amino acids. Gene Ontology annotation, cellular component: nucleus; cytosol. The record is from RefSeq and is a predicted model, not a curated record. Gene Ontology annotation, biological process: positive regulation of protein phosphorylation; rescue of stalled cytosolic ribosome. Gene Ontology annotation, molecular function: protein kinase C binding; translation regulator activity; ribosome binding.
UUCCUUGCUGGGUGGCUGGCGUGAGGGGGACCUGGCUCGUCUCUCUCCGUGCAAUCUGGAUCCAUCCUUCUUCCUGGAGCGAUCCACUGAGCUCUCGUCAUCAUGACUGAACAGAUGACCCUUCGGGGUACCCUUAAAGGCCAUAAUGGCUGGGUGACCCAGAUUGCCACUACUCCUCAGUUCCCAGACAUGAUCCUGUCCGCCUCCCGAGACAAGACCAUCAUCAUGUGGAAGCUUACCAGAGACGAAACAAACUACGGGAUUCCCCAGCGUGCCCUCAGAGGUCAUUCACAUUUUGUCAGUGAUGUGGUCAUUUCCUCUGAUGGCCAGUUUGCACUCUCAGGCUCCUGGGAUGGCACACUAAGGCUGUGGGAUCUCACGACUGGCACUACUACCAGGCGUUUUGUCGGUCACACCAAGGAUGUGCUGAGUGUAGCCUUCUCUUCAGACAACCGCCAGAUUGUCUCUGGUUCUCGGGAUAAGACUAUCAAGCUGUGGAACACCCUGGGUGUCUGUAAAUACACUGUGCAGGAUGAGAGCCACUCAGAGUGGGUGUCCUGUGUCCGUUUUUCACCUAACAGCAGUAAUCCCAUCAUCGUCUCUUGUGGCUGGGACAAACUGGUCAAGGUCUGGAACUUGGCCAACUGCAAACUGAAAACAAACCACAUUGGCCACACAGGCUACCUAAAUACAGUGACAGUUUCUCCUGAUGGCUCUCUCUGUGCUUCUGGAGGCAAGGAUGGUCAGGCCAUGCUGUGGGAUCUUAAUGAGGGCAAGCAUUUGUAUACUCUGGAUGGUGGUGACAUCAUCAAUGCCCUCUGCUUCAGCCCCAAUCGCUACUGGCUCUGUGCUGCCACUGGGCCCAGCAUCAAAAUUUGGGAUCUAGAAGGCAAGAUCAUUGUGGAUGAGCUAAAACAAGAAGUGAUCAGCACCAGCAGCAAGGCUGAGCCUCCCCAGUGCACCUCCUUAGCCUGGUCUGCUGAUGGCCAGACUCUCUUUGCUGGAUACACAGACAAUUUGGUGCGGGUGUGGCAGGUGACCAUUGGCACUCGGUAAAGGAGUCGACCUUAACUCAGAUAUUGAAAUAAAGACCUUAAUUUUUGCCUUUUGAAAAAA